GCUGUGCCCGCCCCUCGCCGCGCACGGAGAUGGCGGAGUUGGACAUUGGGCAGCACUGCCAGGUGGAACACUGCCGCCAGCGAGAUUUUCUUCCAUUUGUAUGUGAUGGUUGUUCAGGAAUAUUUUGCCUUGAACACAGGAGCAGGGAGUCACAUAGCUGUCCUGAGGUGACUGUAACCAGUGAGAGACUGAAGUCAGAUACACAUACAUCUUACCCAUGCUCAUUCAAGGAAUGUGCUGAAAGAGAGCUUGUGCCAGUUGUGUGCCCUUAUUGUGAGAAGAAUUUUUGCCUGAGACACCGUCAUCAGUCAGAUCAUGAAUGUGAAAAAUUGGAAAUCCCUAAGCCUCGUAUGGCUGCCACUCAGAAACUUGUUAAAGACAUUAUUGAUUCCAAGACAGGAGAAACAGCGAGUAAACGAAGGAAAGGUGCAAAAAAUAGUGAAACAGCUGCAAAGGUAGCAUUGAUGAAAUUAAAGAUGCAUGCUGAUGGAGAUAAAUCAUUGCCACAGACAGAAAGAAUUUACUUUCAGGUCUUCUUACCUAAGGGGAGCAAAGAGAAAAGCAAACCAAUGUUUUUUUGCCAACGAUGGAGCAUUGGAAAGGUCAUAGACUUUGCAGCUUCUUUAGCCAGUCUUAAGAAUGACAACAACAAAUUAACAGCUAAGAAAUUGAGGUUGUGUCACAUUACCUCAGGAGAAGCCUUACCCUUGGAUCAUAUUUUGGAAACCUGGAUUGCUAAGGAGGAUUGUCCUUUAUAUAAUGGUGGAAAUGUUAUCUUGGAAUAUCUUAAUGAUGAAGAACAGUUUUUAAAAAAUGUGGAUUCUUACUUGGAAUAGUCUUUGAAGAUUCAAACCAGGAAUCACAAGGAAAAUUCAAUGUUAAUUUCUUUUAUUGCAAGUAUUAUAAAUUUUUUUAUUUUUGAAUUUUUGGGGGGAGUUCUCUUAUGGUGCAGUGGAUUAAGGAUCUGGCAUUGUCACUGCAGUGGCCUAGGUUGCUACUGUGGCACAGGUUCAUUCACUGGCCUGGGAACUUCCACAUGUUGUAGGUGCAGCCAAAAAAAAAAGAAAAAGAGAAAGUUACUUUUUAUUUCCAUUAUGUCAUAAUUUAAUUAUCAGUUUUCUAUUAAGUUGAAUUUGAAUUUUUGUGUUUUCAAGUUUAACUAUGAACUGACAUUCAAUUAUUAGCAAAUUCUUGUAUCUAAUUCACUUUUAUUAGGUUGUGCUGUAGUAACAAUAACAAAGAUGUAUUUUUCAUUUGGUUAAUGUCAGCUGUUGAUUGGCUGUGACUCUCCUCCAUGUUAUCUUCACUCCACAAUCUAAGAUGAAGGAAUAACGCUAUUGGGGGUAUUGCUUCUUAUGGCAGAAGAAGAAAGAGAUAGUCUUAGGAGAUGCUUUGUAUCACUUUUGCUAUAAGCAAGACGCAGGACCAAGGCUAACAUCACUGGGCCAAGAAGUAUAGCCUUACUAUCUGCCUAUACCACAAUGUAUAAAUCGAUGUGUAUACCAUUGUAGAAACGUAGGGGUCAUCUCAUUCAUUCUUCCAAGUCUGUGGAUGAAGAAUCUCAGGCCUAGGAAGGAAAAAUGAUUCUCUUGUCACCUACGUGCUUUGGAGCAUGUCUCUGAUAAAAAGCCCUUCCAGUGGGAUUCACUUUUUCUAUCUGUGUGGAUGUAUUACAAAUGAGAGGAAAGAUGGGAUAGCUUGACUUCAUCACAGGCCCUUUAUGUACACCAAAGCAAAACACAUGCCAGAAUGAUUACAUUUUACCAACAUGUUAAAAUUAAGGCUUCUCGGAUUUCCUGUUAUGGCUCAGUGGUAGCCAACCCAACUAAUAUCCAUGAGGACUCAGGUUCGGUCCCUGGCCUCGCUCAGUGGGUUAAGGGAUCCGGUAUUACUGUGAGCUGUGGUGUAGGUUGCAGAUGCGGCUCAGAUUCUGUGUUGCUAUGGCGCAGGCCGGCAGCUGCAGCUCCAGCUCCAGCUCCAAUUUUGACCCCUAGCCUGGGAAUUUCCAUAUACUAUGGGUGUGGCCCUAAAAAGACAAAAAAAUAAAAAAUUAAGGCUUCUCACUAAUGCAUUCCAUCUAUGCUCAACAAAGUACUAUUUACUAUAGAGAAGGAAUAGAAAUUAUUUCUAUUUUUUAUUUGUUCCUUUUCUAUUUUGCAAUCGGGAUAGUGGCUUUAAGUUUAAUUAAAGGAAUAAAUUCAAUAUUCACUUCCUCUCUAA
Molecule: messenger RNA, 2220 nt
Organism: Sus scrofa (pig)
Lineage: Eukaryota; Metazoa; Chordata; Mammalia; Artiodactyla; Suidae
Gene: ZFAND1
Product: zinc finger AN1-type containing 1
Biological process (GO): cytoplasmic stress granule disassembly
Cellular component (GO): cytoplasm; cytoplasmic stress granule
Molecular function (GO): zinc ion binding
Source: RefSeq, a predicted model, not a curated record